UUUGGAUUCUCCCCCAAGAGUUCUCAGGAAGUUUGGGGGAGGGGCGAGCCGCCCUCUCCUGCUCCACCGCGCGGGAGGGUGCAGAGGGACGAUUGCAGCGGCGGGUCUCGGAGCUGUCACGUUCCGCCCAAGGGCGGGCUCGGGUGCUCCUGGCGGCGUCCGCCGGGCGCAGGCGAGGGGCCGCGGGCAGAGCGCGCCGGCCGGCAUGGAGGGACUGGUGCUGCUCAACGCCCUGGCCACCCGCCUGCUGUUCGUGCUGCACUCGCUGGUUGGGGUCUGGCGAGUGACCGAGGUGAAGAAGGAACCGUGGUACUGGCUGCUCGCGCUGCUCAACCUCCUGCUCCUUCUGGAGACUGCGCUUACCCUCAAGUUCAAGCGCGGCAGAGGCUACAAAUGGUUUUCACCAGCCAUAUUUUUAUAUCUGAUUAGCAUCGUUCCAUCAUUAUGGCUUCUUGAAAUGCACCAUGAGACCCAGUAUUGCAGUAGCCAAUCUGAAGGAAUGUCACAGAAUACCAGCAGCAAAGAAGACUUCAAUCAAACUCUGAUGUCACAUGAACAAACCAACAGAGCAGAUGAUAUCAUUAAGACGGCCAGAGUUUUUGUAAAUAACUUAUCCACAGUAUGUGAGAAAGUUUGGACUUUGGGCCUCCAUCAGACGUUUUUGUUAAUGUUAAUAAUUGGAAGAUGGCUUCUACCCAUCGGAGGCGGGAUCACUCGGGACCAGCUCUCUCAGCUUCUCCUUCUGUUUGUGGGAACAGCUGCUGAUAUACUAGAGUUCACCAGUGAUACCCUAGAAGAACAAAAUGUGAGGAAUAGCCCUUCACUGGUCUAUGCCAUCCUUAUUAUUUGGACCUGGAGCAUGCUGCAGUUUCCACUUGACCUGGCAGUCAAGUACGUCAUGUGCCCCUUGUCUGUGACAUCGAGGGGGUUCCCCAGCCUGUUCUUUUGCCAAUACAGUGCCGAUCUCUGGAACAUUGGAAUCAGCAUCUUCAUACAAGAUGGUCCCUUCCUUGUCGUGCGUCUCAUACUGAUGACCUAUUUCAAAGUGAUAAACCAGAUGCUGGUGUUCUUCGCUGCGAAAAAUUUCCUUGUGGUGGUGUUACAGCUCUACCGCUUGGUGGUGCUGGCAUUGGCUGUCCGUACUUCCUUCCGAAAUCAGCGAGGAGGCCUGAAAGAACAGCACAGCUGCCUAGGUGGCCCAGCUGCGAGUGGGGCAUCUCCUGGGGACUGGGAUGGUGGUUCUAAGGAGGGCUUGGCUAUUCCUUUGCAGGCCUUGCCAGACACCUCAGAUGACUCUCACCUCACACCAUAGUUAUUUAUUGACAGCAGCAUGCAACUAGAACAUUCGACUUUCUGGUUCUUCUUACAGACAGAAUCUCCCUCUCUCCCUCUCUUUUUUUUUUUCACCUUGGCAUAUAAUAAUUUUCAAAAGAACAACAUAAAAAGUGAUCUUAAACCAAAGCUUAGGAAUUUUCUUUUUCAGCUGAAAGGAAAGAACUUUGAUUAGCGGCUCUGGCAACAACUUCUGUGUGAUGGUAUCAGAUGUUACAGUUGUUCAACGACUAAGUGAUUUGUUUGUCUUGAACUGUUUGAAAAGCUAUGGACAGGGUUACAGUGACAUGCCCUCAAAAGAUUUAGUGCAGACAAACUGUCGCGGCUGUUACCUGAAAAUAGAGAAGCUUUGAACUUCGGCUCUAUUGUCAGACUAUCUCAUCUGAUCUUUUCUGCAAUGUCCCUCUGACAUCAAAAAAUGUACAUUCAGUGAAUGCAGAACAAAUGAAGGGAAAAGUGCCUUUAAAAUUACCUCACUGUGGGCUGGAAGCAGUGAAAAUCUCUGCUUAGCUUCCAUAGCAUCGAGAGCCUUCUUCAUCGCUGCACAGACCUUCCCAGGAAAAUCAUUUUUCUGGGCUGAUGUGGUAUUCUGUCAUGGCGCAUAUGCUCUUGCAGAAAUUUUAUUGCUUUUGGCUUGGGCAUUGCAAAAUUCACAGCAAGCCAUUUCGGUUACAGAUCUACUGGUUGCGAGGCAGGAAAUACUGGUAAUGCUAGCAAAGUCACAAUUUCCACCUAGAACAUGAUUUGCGGUAUUCGUCAGUAUUUUUCUCAACUCCACUUUACCGUCUUCUAUAUUGCCAAGUCGAAUUAUGUGGGUUGAUGUAAGGAAGCACCGAAGCAGUGAAAAAAGGUGUUUCAGGCCCUUUAAGUGUUACCAUAGUUUCUGGGGUCUGCCAGCAGUCGCUGGAACUCCUCUGAACUGCCACUACUGGAGACAGCCUGUGGUCUCAGGGAAGACGUUGGUAAUGGAGGCUCGCAUCAGCCCUGUCCACGGCCAACAGCCCUUGAUUAGUGACGGGGGUCAGAAUAUGCCCCUGCAUUGUGGAAGUCAGGAAAUUGGCUUUUCUUCCCUGCAUUAAGAUUUCAUUUCCCCAGUAUUGAAAUAGCCAUACUUUUCUUUUGUACUUUCCAGACGGAGGUGAUUCAGAACCUUUUAAAAUGAUUUUUGCUUUUAAAGAUACAAUGUGAAAAUUUCCCUGGCUAUCUAGCAGUAAUUAUAUGAGGCAAACAGUUCCAAAACUGUUCUUUUGGGAUUCAAAGCAUAUUUCCUCGUUAUUAUUAUGCUCAGGAAUUCAAAGGGACAUUAAAGGUAAGGCAGGGUAUGACCUUACAUUGGGUGUGACCUAUUGACAACCAACUGGAACAAUUUUAUCUAUAAAUCUGUGUGAAAAGAUAUCUGUUCAAAACAUGUGAUAAAAAGUUUCAUAGGCAAAUUCUGUUUUUAUACAGAGAAAUUAAUAUUUUCCAACUAAUGGCUUCUUCAGUGCCUGAUAUUAUAUGUUUCUAUUUCUUUCUUUUCUUCCUCGUGUUUCUAAUUUUAACAAUAUGAUGAUAAAAUUACACAUGAAACUAAUGGAAUACAUUUAUAA
Messenger RNA from Diceros bicornis minor, 2921 nucleotides. RefSeq names its product transmembrane protein 26 (gene TMEM26). The transcript has 6 exons. The record is from RefSeq and is a predicted model, not a curated record. NCBI's taxonomy places the organism in Eukaryota, Metazoa, Chordata, Mammalia, Perissodactyla, Rhinocerotidae. The coding region runs from base 206 to 1312 and encodes 368 amino acids.